Heteronotia binoei (common prickly gecko) is the source of this 1366-nucleotide messenger RNA. RefSeq names its product beta-1,3-glucuronyltransferase 2 (gene B3GAT2). Gene Ontology annotation, cellular component: Golgi membrane. Gene Ontology annotation, biological process: chondroitin sulfate proteoglycan biosynthetic process; carbohydrate metabolic process. Lineage: Eukaryota; Metazoa; Chordata; Lepidosauria; Squamata; Gekkonidae. The transcript has 4 exons. Bases 376 to 1314 code for a protein of 312 amino acids. The record is from RefSeq and is a predicted model, not a curated record. Gene Ontology annotation, molecular function: galactosylgalactosylxylosylprotein 3-beta-glucuronosyltransferase activity.
CUCUCGCCUCGGCAGGCUCCCAACAUUGAGGCCUCCUCCUCGCCUCCGCCCCCCAAGCGGCGCCCCGAGCCCCAUUCUCCCCCGCCGCCCUACCCCGGGCUGUGGGGGCCCCGGCGGCUCUUCCCCUCCCCUCCUCGCUUGGUGCCCGUCCGGCUGCGCUGCGCCGAGCUUCCCAGCGCCAGGAAGCCGGGCGUUCCCCCGUGCGCCCUGCCGCCCGCUCCAUGGCGAGGGGAGCGCAGGCUGAAUCUCCAGGGCGGAGGAGGCGCCGGCGGCCGCAGCAGCAGCCACCGAAGCGCCCGCUGCCACUGCCGCUGUUGUGAGGGCUGCAGCGCCGGCGAAGCGGCGGGGAGCGGGCGCGGUGGCGGGGGGCCCAGCAUGAAGUCGCUGCUCCUGAGCCGCUUCUUGGUGCUGCUGCCCUGGGUGCUGCUGGUGAUCAUCAUGCUGGACGCGGACAGCAGCCACAGGGCGCCCCCUCCGGUGGCCGGCCUCGCCCGGCGGCCCCACUCCCCGCAGCAGCAGCAGCAGCAGCACGAGGGGGCGCCCCGGCGCCGGGAGGCCGAGCUGCCCAUCAUCUAUGCCAUCACGCCGACCUACAGCCGCCCGGUGCAGAAAGCCGAGCUCACGCGGCUGGCCAACACUUUCCGGCAGGUGGCGCGCUUGCACUGGAUCCUGGUGGAGGACGCCGCCGUGCGCACCGAGCUGGUCAGCCGCUUCGUGGCGGGACUCGCCGAAGCCGGGGGCCCGCCUUGCACUCACUUGCACGUGCCCACGCCCCCGCGCUACAAGCGGCCCGGCCUGCCCAGGGCCACCGAGCAGCGCAAUGCCGGCCUGGCGUGGAUCCGCCAGAGGCACCAGCACUUGCCAGCGCCGCAGCCCGGAGUGCUCUUCUUCGCCGACGACGACAACACCUACAGUCUGGAGCUCUUCCAGGAGAUGCGCACAACCCGUGAAGUGUCUGUUUGGCCUGUGGGGCUGGUGGGUGGACGACGCUAUGAGCGCCCCAUUGUGGAAAAGGGAAAGGUUGUUGGCUGGUACACUGGAUGGCGGGCAGAUAGACCUUUUGCCAUUGAUAUGGCAGGGUUUGCCGUGAGUCUUCAGAUAAUCUUAUCGAACCCUAAAGCUGUAUUCAAACGUCGUGGAUCACAGCCUGGGAUGCAGGAAUCUGAUUUUCUGAAGCUCAUAACCACAGUGGAAGAACUGGAGCCAAAAGCAAACAACUGCACAAAGGUUCUUGUAUGGCACACACGAACUGAAAAGGUAAAUCUAGCUAAUGAGCCAAAGUAUCACCUGGACACAGUCAAAAUUGAGGUAUGACCUGUAAACAUAAAAUGGGAUGUACCAAAACUAAUGGAGACAACAGUGUUAU